UUCUGCUCAAGCAUUUUUAUACCUUUUGCCUGCCUUCACCUGUCUACUGUCAGGUCGUGUCGAGACAUCUGCUCCACAGGUCAGAUUAGACAGUAUGGAACAGUGUGUAUCUACAGGGCACAAAAGCAACCUGAACCUUUCACCAGACACAUAACUCAAGGCCUGGAAGAAAUUGUCUUCCAGUAGCGCUGAACAUUUAUCAUCCUCCCUCAACGAUCAUAACCUGUUCGAAUGCUGAGGCAUCUCUCCAGUCAGUUCAAGUUUAAAACCAAGACCACGUACAGGGAAAACAACAUUGCAUUAGGUCAUUGUAUUGGCUAGCAAUCAACAUCAGAAGGCAAAUAGACAUUAAUAUUCAUUCUUAUUCCAUCUGGCUUAUUUUGUUCAGUUCAACUGUCCAGUCCAAUGUGUUAGAAGUUGGAGGCAAAAUUUAAAAGAAAAUAAUUUCUCAUAGAUUUAACAACCUCUUUCACAAAUCUCUGUCUUAAUAUCUAAACGCUAUCCAAGGGCACUUCGAUUUGCUUGAAAUACUUGAAGAAGCCUCUUGGAUGAGAGGUGAAAACGUCUUCAGGCAAGUCCAGUUGCUUUCGGAUAGAGUUUAGAUAUACUAUGACCUGGGCGACUGAGAAUCUUUUCACCGAAAUAUUACUACACACAGUGUUAAUAAUCUUUUAAGUCACAACCUUAAUGCUAAUGCUAAUGCUACUGGACUGGUAAAAAGCAGCAUCCUUAUUUUUCAGCCUCACUCGUGCAUUUGCUCCAGUUGAUAACGUAAAAUGUGACACAACAAUAAGAUCAAAAUCAUCAAUAUGUUGAAUUAUGUGCUUUUGUAAACUAGAUUUUGGCCUGGACACUCAUCAUAUUUUAUUCUGUUACUUAGUUUGCAGAAGCUGGAGUGACUAAUCUACACACAAAAUCACUAUUUAAAGGACAUUCUGCAACUUUUUUGUGCCCUCAGCUGUAACUUCCACAUCACGGAUGAGAGGGCGACUGACUCAGAGCAUCAGCCCUCUCUGCAGACUUUGCUCCGAGUCCAUCUGGUUACUUAGCUGCCUCUGUUUGUUUGUUUUCAUUUUCCUUAGUGACUCAUCAUCUGCUUCAUUUCCUCCAUCUCCUCUCUGGCCCCCGACCAUGGGAAAAGCCUUGAGAGAUCAAUAGCAGAGUCUUUCUCCCACUCUCUUUCACUCUCUCUGACUCUGGGCCAUAUCGUUCCUGUGAGACGGCUGGAAAGAUGGCUCACAUGUGUUUGCGCUCUUCCUGUGGAACAUAGUGUUUCUCUAUCUCAUCAUCGUUGAUGUAUCAAGCACAGUGGAUACAUUAUAGUCCACCAUGCUUAGUCAUAUUCUCAUAAAUUGUUGGUCAGCAGUUUUCCAGAGUGGAAAUACCCACUCUACAGUUUACAUCAGUGGCACAGAGCUCAGAGCAGGAAGUUCCACCUCCUACUCCUACACCAUGUUUUAUUUCCUCCUAGGAUCAGACUGUCAACACCUGCUUUACCAAUACACAAUGCUGAGGAGACUCACUGCACUGCAGGGCUUAGUUUGCAGCCUCCUCUGAUCAACAGGUGUGGUCCAUCUGAUAUCCAAAUCAAUGGAAACCCUGCAGGAGCCAAUGCAUCUCAGAGACUGUCUGAGGAUCUGAACUUUGACCCAGCGUUUUUAAAACCGGAGUUGAAGUUCUUUCCUCCUAGAGUUUAUUUUCUAAAUGGGAAAAAAAUGCCGAUGCUGUUUCCCCCUCUGCUGCAAGUUGUGGAUGUAACUCUGCACCGAGAUGGGGAGGAGAAGGGGUUGGGAGGAGGGAAAUAGCAGAGCAGCCCAGAGAGUGAAUGAAAACAGGUAGGAGCAAGACAUAAACAACAAUGUGGACACUGCUCUAUGGAUUAACAAACUUCAGACAAACUCAUGGAUGUAGCUGUUGUCUGGACUCGCUAAGAAUAGAGAAAUGGAUCUUCAUGUGUCAGAUAAUUCUGACAGUACAGCCGACAUGGAGCGCAUGAGCAGGAAUAAAGUGGAACAUGAGCGUCAGACACAUCAGGUCUUACAGAGCACUCCUUUAGACCUGAUUGAAACAGGCAAGUCCCUGAAAGUCCAGGCAGAGCGCCCCCACCUGGUUAGUUUGGGAAGUGGACGCUUGAGCACUGCCAUCACUUUGCUGCCACUACUGGAAGGGAGAACCACGCUGGGCAGCGAGGGGACAGAUAUUCCUCUGCAGGGCCACGGCAUUGCAGCUAAGCACUGCUACAUUGAAAACAAAGCAGGCAGCAUCACCUUGUACCCAUGUGGAAACCAGUGCUCUGUAGAUGGGCUUCCCAUCAGCAAACCAUAUCGCCUGACACAAGGGUGCAUGCUGUGUUUUGGCCAGUCUGCCUUUUUCCGCUUCAACCAUCCUGAGGAGGCCCUGCGGAUGAAGAGCAUGCUGCCUGGAGGAGCAAACACCACAAGAACUCAACAUCCAACAGACUCCUACAGAGCCCAGAACGGGAACCAUCAGUCCCUUUCGAGAAAUGGCAAAACCAAAAUCAACAACAUAGAAAUCUCAUCAUCCUCAGUAUCUGGUAAACAGCUUAUUCAUCAGCCCGCUCAUCCAAACAUGCUCAAUGGAAAAAACGGCUCCAUGACACAGGACUCUAUUUACGAAAACAGCAGCAGCUUUCUAGGCAAGAGCCUCGGUAGCAAAACCCCUCCAGUACCUGCCAGGUCCACUCAUACCAACCGCUCUCCUAUUCCCCAUCCACGGACGUCACUCUCUGUGGCCUCAAGCAGUUCUAGUGGUGGUCAGACAGCCAAGGAGAGCCCGAGGCUUCCUAGGAACAGAAGAGCAGAGCCCACGUCAGGCCUCACACUGCCUAGCGGGGGGUCGGGACAGGGCACAGAAAACUCUAACCUAAGCCGCAAACAAUCCCCCAUCAAAUUUUCCCCGACAGCUCCAUCUAGCCCUCGAGUGAGAGGUUCUUCCCUACAGAAGAGAUCCCCCAGUCCUUUGAGAAAUCAGCCCCUGUCUCAUGGAGAUGUCCCUCAAAGGAUCAGGACUCCAGAGCCAAUAGGUUCCAACAGAGAACCUCCUAAUCUCAGCUCUUACGCCUCCAACAAAGGGACUCCAGGAUCACACUGCUUGGCUUUCUCUCUCAACUCACAGGGCCUCACUGUUAAACCUGUCCCCAACAGCCCCCAGCGCCCCCACAAGCUCAUAGCUCCUUCAAAAGCAGAAGCCAUAAGGGCACAGUCUGCCCAAAGUCCGUCAUCAGUCUCUGAGGUGGAGAAGGAUCUUGGAGGUAGGCAGUUAAGGCCUGGCCCUGGUUGUUCCAUCAUGCCAGGUCUGGAUUCUCUAUCUGGGUUGUCUCCUCCUGCUAGCCCUCAUAGCCAAAAAAAGCCCAACUGCAUGACAGUGUCAGGAUCUUCCAGCAAGGAACAGAGUCUUACAAAACCAUAUACUCGGGAACGCAAAAACAGCAUCUCCGAGAUCAGUGACAACGAGAAUGAUUUGCUGGAAUACCACCGCUGGCAGAGAGAGGAGAGGCUGCGUGAACAGGAAAUGGAGAAACUGGAGCGCCAGAGGCUGGAGACCAUCCUCAACCUUUGUGCAGAGUAUAAUGAUGAGGACAGCGCCGUGGAUCUGGCUGAAGUGGUGAGGAGUGGGCUGAUAGGGGGCCCUACGGGAUCCUACUUGGACACAGGAGGGGGGAUGUCUCUUCAGGGACUAGACAGACCCCAGAGGGCCAAAGAGAAUGAUGAGGAAACCCAGAGAGAGGAGUCCAGUAGCACAGAGAGCACACAUCAAGAGUGUGAUGAGCCGUUAGCCGGUCAGGAGCAGGUUUACCUGGAGGAGGAGAGGAGCAGAAUCUUGGCCAGGGUUGAUGACUUGAAGCAAAGAGUUAGUGAACUGGAGCUGCAGCUACAAGAGACCAAACAGGAGGUGGAGAUGGAGCAGGCUCUGCUGCAGGCGGAGAGACAAGCAGAGCAGGAACAGGUGGAGGCUGAAAAUGAAAUCAUCUCCCAGCUGCAGCUCAAACUCAGCCAGCUGGACAAGGCCACCCAGAAAGAGAAAGACAAGGGGAGGGCUAAUGUGUCGGCUGAGCGGAAGGUCCUGGAAAAGCAGAGGAAUGAGUACAAUGAGCUGAAGAGGCAGUUUGAUAAGUGCCCCUUGUCUCUAAGGGAACAGUUACAGGAGCAGCUCAGCAGGAAAACUGAAGCUCUGGAAGUUGGGACCAAGCAGUUUGAGGAGCUGGAGUUUUGCCAGCUGGAGGAGGAGAGCAGUCUGGAGGAGAAGAAGGAGACUCAGAGCUCGCAGCUUUUCCAAGAACAAGCCGAAUAUCACUGCAGAGUGGCAAAGAGGAAGGAGAAGAUGGGUGCUCUGGAAGCUCAGGUGAAGCAGUUGGGUUUACAGGCAGCUCGAGACUGUGAGAAGAUGGCUAAAGACAGGACACUGACUCUGCAGCUGGUGCACGAGGAGUUAGAAAGGUUGUGUGCCCUGGAGAAGAGGUACCUCACUGUGACUGGAGGGAGGAACUUCCCAAAGCCCGACAGCAGCAUGAAAGAGGAGUACCUCAGGCUCUCUGAUGUCUAUAAGAUGUAUGGAAAUGCUUCCAUGCAGCCUCGCUCUUCUUCCCCUGCUGCUCUCCACUGCCUCUCCCUCGCUGUAGCUCCAACUCUGCCGUGUGAGGAGUACAUCACAGUCAGUCAGUUAAGCCAGAUCUUUGGGAUGCAGAGAAUUGAUCGCUCCUCUUCCGCCUCUAUUCCAUCAUUCCAACUCUCCUCCUCCUCCCAAUCCACCUUGUCAUGCCACACUACAGCAUGUGGUCCUUCCACCUUUCUCUCUGCACAGAGUCAGCCUGAGCUGCGCAGGAAUGCAAUGCCGCCUAUUAACCUUGAGCGCUGGUACCAGGACAUCAUGGCUGCCGGAGAGCCUGAGUCAUGUCCACCACCACUGCCUGCAAAGUCUUUUUCCACACGCCGACAGGGGCAGCUAUUGAAAUCCAAAUCAGAUGGUGAAGUUGGACUGGCAGCAUCAUGCAGCACUGCAGCCAUGACACCUUCUAGUGGUGUUGCUCAUGACAAAAAUGCAUCCACCAAGGGGUUACAGUUAAUGCUGAGGGAGAUGUCAAACCCAUUAGACAUGGACUCCAGGAGGCAGUUGGCCCUGCAGAGUAAAGAUCUGUCUCCCACCAUCCAUCACUCCAUCCUGCACCAUCAGUCGCCACCGAGUGGCAGCCAAGCGUACGACACCCUCAGCCUGGAGAGCUCAGACAGCAUGGAGACCAGUGUCUCCACCGGCAACUCCGCCUGUACCCCAGAAAGCGCCUGUGGGUUAGAGGCCCAGAGGAUAGAAGAGAUGGAGAAGAUGCUGAAGGAGGCGCAGCAGGAGAAAGCCAGGCUGAUUGAGACCCGAGAGAGGGAGGUGCAGGCUCGGCGGCAGAUGUUGGAGGAGGAGCGGAGGAGGCGAGAGGAGGCCGAGAGGAGGCUUCAGGAUGAGACGGCCCACAGGCAGAGGCUGGUGGAGGAGGAGGUGAAGAUGAGAGAGAAACACUUCUCCCAGGCCCGUCCAAUGACGCGCUAUCUGCCGAACCGUAAAGAGGAGUUUGACUUGCGUGCCCACGUGGAGUCGUCUGGACACAGCAUAGACACCUGCCCCUAUGUCAUCCUCACUGAAAAGAUGUGCAAGGGACACCUGGUAAAGAUGGGUGGCAAAAUCAAAUCGUGGAAGAAACGCUGGUUCGUUUUUGACCGUCUCAAGAGGAACUUCUCUUACUACGUGGACAAGCAUGAGACCAAGCUGAAAGGACUCAUUUACUUUCAGGCGAUAGAGGAGGUUUAUUACGAUCACCUUCGCAGCGCCACCAAGAGCCCCAACCCAUCUUUGACCUUCUGCGUGAAAACCCACGACCGCCUCUACUACAUGGUGGCCCCGUCCCCGGAGGCCAUGAGGAUCUGGAUGGAUGUCAUAGUAACGGGUGCCGAGGGGUACACGCAGUUCAUGAGCUGAGGGACCACUGGGUGACAGAUUUGGAGGAUGACAUCCAGACUCCUGCUCCCGGACGGAGGCAGAGCUGGAGUGGAAAACACACAGCCUGAUGGUGUCUGUAACGGAUGGACAUUUGAAGAGAUAAAUAAUCUGAGGCUCUUGUAAAACGCCCGAUGCCUUUGAGCAAAUGAGGGUUUAGUCAUGACAAAGGUGCAUUUGUAUUUACCUGUAAGGUGCUGCCAGAAGGAAAACACUUUGAGCAACCUGCCAACGGACCUAUGGGGAGUUCUCAACUAAUCACCUUCUGUCACCUAAACGAUAACAGCGAUAACAUCAUUUCUGAGGUUUCAGGACGAACACUUACUUCAUAUAAGCUCAAACUGUUCCCACCAGUGAAGUCGAUCUAUGCAUGCAGUGUUAUCACUCUAACCAAUGCCUCUGCUUUUUUCCCCCUUUUUUGAUACAUUUGUACUUCUUGGAUGACAAAAUAAUCUCAUAACAUUUCGCUAAGAAAUAAACACAAUUUAGCUGCAAAUAUUCUAAAAUAUUUUAAAAUAUGUUACUUAUUCAAUGAAACAUUACUUGGUGCCAAAUACUUUAUGUAAUGUUUUGCCAGAUUUUUACAAAACAGAUGUCAACAUCGCUCUAUAUAUUGUUCCAAGGGCUUUUCAUUCAGGCAAAUAGUAAUAUGGUAUGUUUGUAUAUCACCUGAAUAUGUCAAAGAAAACCUUCUAUUAACAUUUUAACAAAACUCAUAAAUUAUAUCCUUAUAAUGAUAUUGUAAAACUACCAUGUACAUCUAAUAAAUAAAUAUAUGAUGCA
This is a messenger RNA of Scatophagus argus, 6780 nucleotides long. RefSeq names its product pleckstrin homology-like domain, family B, member 1a (gene phldb1a). Bases 1942 to 5979 code for a protein of 1345 amino acids. Gene Ontology annotation, cellular component: basal cortex. The transcript has 24 exons. The record is from RefSeq and is a predicted model, not a curated record. Gene Ontology annotation, biological process: regulation of microtubule cytoskeleton organization. Gene Ontology annotation, molecular function: protein binding. NCBI's taxonomy places the organism in Eukaryota, Metazoa, Chordata, Actinopteri, Scatophagidae.